Molecule: messenger RNA, 4064 nt
Organism: Chelmon rostratus (copperband butterflyfish)
Lineage: Eukaryota; Metazoa; Chordata; Actinopteri; Chaetodontiformes; Chaetodontidae
Product: potassium voltage-gated channel subfamily F member 1-like
Exons: 1
Coding region: 216-1715 (499 amino acids)
Biological process (GO): potassium ion transmembrane transport; protein homooligomerization
Cellular component (GO): voltage-gated potassium channel complex; membrane
Molecular function (GO): voltage-gated potassium channel activity
Source: RefSeq, a predicted model, not a curated record
UGUUGAACGGAGAAGACUUCGCGCUGCAGUCACCCCUGAGCAAACAUUUAGGCCUUUUCGGGUUUUCUUCUACCAAAACACAGAGAUUAGAAGAUUUUUGGGAGGUUUUACGCACAGCGCCAGAGCGUCUGGUGACUUGCGCUCGCUUACAGCACACACUUCUGUAAAAAUCUCGACGAGUUGGACUGUUUAGUGGCGGACUUGUUGUCAGCAGAAUGUGGGGGAUCCAGAGGACGCGGUAUGCAGACUGCAACGGCUCUGAGGCCAGUGAGGAGGCAGAGAUCGUUGUUAACAUCGGUGGGGUGAAACAGGUGUUGUAUGGGGACGUGUUGAAUCGCUACCCGGACACCCGGCUGGCAGAGCUCGUGGACUGUUCACUGAAGUCCUCUGAAGAAAUAUCUUUACUCUGUGACGACUACGACCCCGACACAGGAGAAUUUUAUUUUGACAGAGACCCCGAAGCAUUUAAAUGCAUAAUUGAGCUGUAUUAUUAUGGAGAGAUUCACAUGAAACGAGGCAUCUGUCCGAUUUGUUUCAUGAAGGAGAUGGAGUUCUGGAAAAUCGACUCCGAUUUUCUGGAUGAAUGUUGUAAAUGCCACCUGAAGGAGGUCGAGGACGAACUCGCGGAGAUCGCAGAGAAAGUGAGAACUAUCCUGGUGGACCGAGAAGGAGAUCCGUCUGCAGGGGGCUGGCAGCGCUUCCAGAUGUGCCUCUGGAGGCUGAUGGAGAAGCCGGACUCCUCGCUGCCUGCGCACAUAAUCGCUAUAGUUUCUUUCAUCUUCAUCCUCGUCUCCUCCGUGGUGAUGUGUGUCGGGACCAUCCCCGACCUGCAGGUGGAGGACGCGGAGGGUAACCUGUCGGAGCACCCAACUCUGGAGGUCAUCGAGACGGUGUGCAUCGGCUGGUUCACUAUUGAAUAUCUACUUCGUCUGAUCUCCUCCCCAAAUAAAAUAAAAUUCGUCCUGUCCUUCAUGAACAUUAUCGACUUCCUGGCGAUCAUGCCCUUCUUCGUGGUGCUGAUUCUGACCUCCUUCGGCGCAGGAGUGAUGGAGCUGGCUAACGUGCAGCAAGCGGUGCAGGCUUUACGCAUAAUGCGCAUUGCGCGCAUUUUCAAGCUGGCACGACACUCAUCCGGACUCCAGACCCUCACAUCUGCCCUGAAGAGCAGCUUCAAAGAGCUGGGACUGCUCCUCAUGUAUAUGGGCGUGGGGGUCUUCCUUUUCUCCGCAUUGGGCUACACCAUGGAGCAGAACCACCCGGACACCCUGUUUACCAGCAUACCACAGUCGUUCUGGUGGGCUGUCAUCACCAUGACCACGGUGGGCUAUGGAGACGUCUACCCCAAGACCACUUUAGGUCGGUGCAACGCGGCCAUCAGCUUCCUGUGCGGAGUGAUCGCCAUAGCGCUGCCUAUACACCCCAUCAUCAACAAUUUUGUCCUGUUCUACAACAAGCAACAGGUGCUGGAGACUGCGGCCAAGCAUGAGAUCGAACUGAUGGCGCUGCGCUCCAGCGACGGAGAGCAGGAGGCUGCGCCCGGCGCCCACAAACACGUCUGCGGCGCAGGGGCGUGGGACAACGCCAUGCGCUCCUGUCACAGCGACACAUACAUCCCCUUACUGAAGGAUCCCAGGGGAGGGGCAGGGAUCCAGACCCCAAGCGUGGACACGAGCUUUGAAAGCACAGCCGAGGCCACUGAAUAUUUCAUCUCAUGAACACCGAAGACUCUACAUCAUUAAAAAAAAAAAAGAUAAACAACAACAAAACAUCAAAUUCAUUAUUCAUUUCUGACUUAUUCAAACUCAACCCGCACACUUCAGGGUUAACCCAUGAAGGAGACAUGCUUGUAAAUAGCCGCGUAGAAAUAAUGGGACCGGGGAUGCUCUCCGAGGACCUCUGAUGCAUUUGAGGAAUCGCGCCUGUUAAAGUGACUUGUGUGUGAGAUAUGGUCCUGAUGAGCUGUGCCUCUGCGCAGUGACUCCCCACAGGCUCCGGGGUACUGUUUGAACAACCAGUACACAUGUAGACUUCUUAUGUAACUCCCCCUCCAUCCCCAAUCCUCCCCACACUCAUACUGUAGCACUGUAGCUUAUUCCCCUGUACAGAAAUAUAUAUCACAAUGGGUGUUUUUUUUUAAAAAAAAUAACAAAGAUUGGUUGCUCCUUUAGGAGAAAAUAGAGCCAUGAUGUGUUUAUAAAUGGUGUACAGGCAUCACAAACAAAAGUGAAGGAAAAAUGUUGCUAUUUAAUGGCAUAAAUUUCUCUAUGAGAUCACAAUAAAGUCUACAGACUUUAAAUGUACUCUAGAGACAGGUGAUGGUAGGGAAUAUAAAAGCAACAUAUCAUCAGUGCUGCUCUUUCUUGUUUCUGUGUGUGAUCUUGGCAUCAGUGUAAUUUUGUGUAACCGACACUGUAUGAUUGUGAGGUGAUGUAUCAGAUAUAAAAAACCCUCCAUUGUGCAGGAAUGGCAAAAGCAGCCACCGUGACCGGACGGGGUCGUGUUACCGACACCGGCACCUCUGAGGCCUCCUUGGCUGCAGGACACAGUUCCUGUGACGGGCUUAAAUUUUGCAGCAGCCAUCACUGCUCUGCUCCUCCCUGGAGGUUCAGUGGAAUAACUUGAACACCCAGUUAUGGUGUAAAUACGCUGGAGGUUAAGCGAAAAAUAACCCCACUGGUUGAGUUAUUUAACUUCUGAGCAGAAAAAAUGGAACUGUGAUUACAAUACAGAUAAAAAAUAUGAUGUCUGCCUGUAAAACAUGUGUCCCAAUGCAUUGCUGAACUUAUCAUGAAAGGAUGGUACUUUUUUUCCACUCUAAAUGGGCUUAGUGGACGCUGUAUUUAAAGGUUGCAUUUUCACAGUUUGAAAGGCCUCACCUCCUACACCAUCAGUCUGAGUGACAUGAAACUUGCUGCACAAAUAGAACAAUCCUUAGAAGCUGGCGCAGUAGGGUAGCUAUAAUUAAUAUUUGACAUGUUUAAUUCAAACGUAGCCUCUCAGAUGUCAGUGGUUUGAUUCUGUUGCAACCUGGGGGGAUGAUUUAUGUCAGGAUUGUGCUUCUGUGCCCAGUGUUAUUGAGUGAAAUUUUACGAAAUGAGCAUGAUGUGUUGGAUGUAAAUAUACAUGCCUUGCAAAAGGGUUUUCCCACCAGAACUCUGCAAAUGAGGAAGAAGAGAAGGACGUUACAUUGUCACGAUAUCAGAAUUUAAAACCUCGAUCCAAUACUGGUGUAAAAAAUGAUACUCGAUACCUCUUUCCAUAACAAAAAGAAAUAAAAAUCAUAGGUUAUAUAUGUAACUUUACUUUUGAUACUAUUGAAUAUAUGAUAAUGAGAGAUCGUAUUAUUUUAAACGUGUGCUAUUGAAAAAGUAUGGAAGUAUUGAUCCAGUAUUGAUCCUUCUGACAACCUAGCAGGCAAGCUGAAAGUGAAAUGGUGCAUUGGAAGAAGGUUGGAUGUAUUUGCCCUCAGCUACAGGAUGUGAGUUCAACUUUCAACUGAAUCAACCUGAAUAUUUCCCCUCACCUGAGGAAAACUGCAUAGUGGUGGUUUACAUCCCUUUUUCUACCUGAUAACCUCCAAACUCCAAAUCUGCUCUUCAGAAAUCGCUCAUCAUGUUCCAAAUGUGUUCAUUUAAAUAGAUUUGAAACUGGAUGUUAUUUAAAGGUAUUGAUUCUACAGUACAAAAGUGGACAUUGUCAUUUUUUUUUUUUUUAGAAAACUGAGUCAGUUCAGUAGAUGGGUUUGGAGAAGUGCAUUCAAUGUGACCAGACAAGCACUUAGAGCUGCAGAGGCUGAACAUUUCAACCAUUUAUCCAUUACGCCAAUUUGUAGCUAAUUGUUCAUGCAUUAAUUAAAAUUCACCAUUUCAACUGUUUAUCAUUAGCUUUAGCAUUAGCUAAUUAUUUGUCUAUUCAUUAUGUUUAGCUUAUUAUUUGUUUAUCUAUUACUUUUAACAAACUAUUUGUUUAUCCAUUAUUUUUAGCUAAAUAUUUCAACUGUUAGCCGACUUUUAGCUAUUUGUUUAUCCAUUACUUAAAUGUAUGAAAUAGUUAAAAGAUAUACU